CAUUCUUUCUUCUAGAUGUUCCUCCGUGCAAACUCUCACAUUCUAUCGUCUCUCUGCAUUGGGUCCUGUCGCUUCUCGGCGCUGCAUCGUUGCUGUGGUAUAUCCAAGGUUGGCAGGAAUCCUCCGCUUCUAGGCCGUCUCACAAGCCCAAAUCACGCAUUCCAUACGCAUUCACGGCCCAAAGGACAUCCCGAAGAGAAGCUCAACAUGACUGACAAAAUCUCCUACGAUGGCGAAUGGAACCCUUCAUCCUGGCGCUCCAAGCCAAGAGUGCAAGUCGUGACUUACCCUGAUGAAUCUCACCUCGAUCCUGCGCUCAAAAAACUCCGUACUCUUCCUCCAAUUGUCACGCCUACAGAAAUUCAAAAGCUACGUCAACAUCUUCGCUCUGUGGCCUUGGGCGAAGCCUUUCUCCUCCAAGGCGGCGAUUGCGCCGAACUGUUCUCUUACUGUGAGGAUGAUGCCAUCGAUUCCAAGAUCAAGCUCUUGCUGCAGAUGUCUCUAGUGCUCAUCUGGGGCUCAAACAAGCCCGUUGUUCGCAUUGCCCGCAUGGCAGGCCAGUACGCCAAGCCUCGCUCCAGCGCCACGGAGAAGGUCAAUGGCCAAGAAGUCCCCAGUUUCAGGGGUGAUAUCUUGAAUGGCUUCGAGCUAGAUGCGAGAGUUCCAGACCCCGACAGGCUCGUCCAGGCCUACUUUCAUUCUGCAACGACCUUGAACUACGUGCGUGCACAAAUCUCAAGUGGAAUUGCAGACCUCCACAACCCGCUUGACUGGGGCUUGGGCCACGUCCGGGACGAGACACUGCAACAGCAAUACAAGACAAUUGUCAGCAGCAUCACCGAAUCGUUGAAGUUCAUGAGGACGAUUGGUGCGGAUACUGCAGGCCAGUUGCAGACUGUUGAAUUGUUCACCAGCCACGAGGGCCUGGUCUUGGACUACGAAGAAGCUCUAACGCGUAGCCUUCCCCGGCCCAAGAACGAUCUGUCAAGGAAGGAUGGAGACCGUGCGUGGUACAACACCUCUGCACACUUCCUGUGGAUUGGAGAUCGCACGAGGCAGCUGACGCACGGUCAUGUCGAGUAUUUCCGCGGCAUUGAGAACCCAAUCGGUAUCAAGGUUGGACCGACGAUGAAGAACGAAGAACUGAUCGAGCUGCUGGACAUUGUCAACCCAAACAAGGAAGUCGGCAAAGUGACUUUGAUUACGCGGUACGGCGAGGGCAAGGUUGAGGAGCUGCUCGGAGGACACAUUGACGCCGUGAAGAAGAGCGGACACGUGGUUGUCUGGCAGUCAGAUCCCAUGCACGGCAACACCCGCAGCACACCCACCGGCAUCAAAACCCGCCACUUCUCAUCGAUCCUGUCCGAGGUCUCUUCCGCGCUGAGGAUCCACCAGCAGCACGGCUCCUUCCUCGGCGGCAUCCACCUCGAGCUCACUGGCGACGCCGUCACCGAGUGCAUCGGCGGCUCCGAGGGCCUGGACGAGGACGACCUCAGCUUGAACUACACGACGUACUGCGAUCCGCGGCUGAACGAGAAGCAGGCACUGGAGAUGGCGUUCCUGGUCGCGGGGCAUUACCGGAAGCAGCACGGCGAGCAGCAGUAGCAGAGAUGGGGCCCGGGGUAUAUGAACUCUUAUGAUUGGUUUUGUCUGACAGACAGCUUGGCUUAUCUGGUGCUUUGUUUUUGUUUGUCUCGGGAUGAGUGAGUGGGAGAAGCGUACGCAGCCUGGCUUGCGAUUCUAAAAGCUUUUACACAUAAUUUAGGAGUGCGUUUCUUGGCGUUUGGCCAUGACGAUUCGAACUCGAAUCCGAAUCCGAGUCUUGAUUUCUAUUCGUCUCUAUAUUGGCGUUUGAUAAACCACGAGGGUUUCCGUCUUCCGAUGAGAAACUCUUGUUUAUACAUAAACUGCGUGGACUUGUCAAAUUGACAGGGCUUGUUUUCC
Aplosporella prunicola CBS 121167 is the source of this 1944-nucleotide messenger RNA. RefSeq lists its product as uncharacterized. Gene Ontology annotation, molecular function: 3-deoxy-7-phosphoheptulonate synthase activity. The record is from RefSeq and is a predicted model, not a curated record. The transcript is spliced from 4 exons. Lineage: Eukaryota; Fungi; Ascomycota; Dothideomycetes; Botryosphaeriales; Aplosporellaceae. Gene Ontology annotation, biological process: aromatic amino acid biosynthetic process. Bases 16 to 1605 code for a protein of 529 amino acids.